Messenger RNA from Momordica charantia (bitter melon), 2588 nucleotides. Its product is annotated as Pentatricopeptide repeat (PPR) superfamily protein. Gene Ontology annotation, molecular function: protein binding. NCBI's taxonomy places the organism in Eukaryota, Viridiplantae, Streptophyta, Magnoliopsida, Cucurbitales, Cucurbitaceae. The record is from RefSeq and is a predicted model, not a curated record.
CUUCCACAAAUCUUUCCCGCAAAUCUCAAACAGAAACGCCUGAUUUUCUCCCAUCACAGACGCUCCGUGGGUCGAACCUCGGCUCGUAAGGUACGUUCAAUCACUGAACUCCAGAUUCUGCUCAUAAUCUCUCAAUUUAUUUUUAAUUCCUCUUUCAUCAUCCUAUGUUGGUCUGUAGCGAGUCUUUGAGAUGAUUAAUUAUGCGGAUAAUUUUUUAGUGGUUUGAUCAUGUGCCUUGAUGUUGCUAGGGCCUGUUCUUGUAAAUAAAUUUGAACACAAAAGAUCCUCUUUGAAGUGGUUAACUGAUUUUCUUCUUUUAAUUGUCUUUUUCUGUUCUUAUGCUAGUUUGAGGUCUGUGAAAUUGCAACAACUUCUAACCUGUGCUUGAAUGCACUGAGAAAAUUAGAUCAUUUAUCAAUUGUUGGAAGAUGUACAAUGGAUGAUUUUGUGCCAAAUUGAUUACGUAUAUUAAAGAUAUGUUAAGCAAGAAGGUUUGGAGGCAGUGGGUAGAUGCCAUGUUAAAUCACCUUUAGGACCAUGUUAGGCUAGGCUACUGGUGACUUAGAUUUUAGUUCUGAUUGACAAGAUCCAGAUUUAGGCUAUUAAGAUAAAAUAAGGAGGAAAUGACAUUGUAAGAAUUUUAACCAAUAUGAUAUUGAACCAUCACUAAACUCAAAACCCUAAUAUGUUGGGUUGGAGUAAAUUUCAUCACUUAAUAUGUUUUCAUUGUGUCUAAAUGAAAUGAUCUUUCUCUCUGCAAGAACUUUGGAGGCCUUAGUUUAGGCAAUAUCAAUACAGAAAAUCAAAUUCAAGUCCUUAUUUUUAAAUGGUAAGAGAUAUUCCGAAAGAAAAUGAAUUCCUUUGGCGUUUUUUCAUUUUAAGUAAGGUCCGGAUCAGUUUGCGUUUAAUUUUUUAUUAUGCCUAGAGGGAGUUGCCACAGACCUUGGAAAGACCUCACUGAUUGUCUUCCAUUGUUAACCUGACAAUUACUUUUAAAGUUGGAGAUGGGUCGAGUCAAUGAUAUUUUUUCUUGAAGAACAAAUUUGUGGGGACUAUGUCCCUUGUGGAGUCUUUCCCUGAAUAUACUCGUUGAUAUGACUCACCAUUUACCUAUUGUUGAGGCUUUUAUUAGGAAACUGUUUCUUGGAAUGCUUUAUUCAAGAGGGACUGGACAUUGACUAGUGGACAGAUAUAACAUACUUGAUGCUCCAUUUAAGGGAAAUACUCAAGAAAAACACAAAGUUUGAAAGCUUUUGAGGUCAAAUUUUUUGGAAGGACAAAGGAGAAGGAAGUUUUGUUGAUGAUGAUUUUUAUGCCGACCAUUCCCAAAUGAUUAAAAAGUUGAGCGAAAGACGAUUGCCUGUUUUAGCUCAAGAGAUUUUCUGGGAGCUGAAGUCCGAAGGUUCUCCACUAAAAAACUCUACGUUGUCUACUCUUAUGGAAUCCUACAUAGAUGGUGGUCGUCUCCUCCAAGCACAAGCAAUUUGGGAAGAAAUGUUAAACAGCUCUUUCGUUCCUUCUGUUAAUCUAAUUUCAAAGUUAUUUCACACUUUUGGAAAGAUGGGACGGUUUGAUGAUAUAAUUAAAGUUCUGGAUCAGGUAAAGCUAAGGUAUUCACAUUUACUGCCUGAGGCAUUUUCACUAGCCAUUUCAUGUUUUGGGAAGCAUGGACAACUGGAAUUGAUGGAAAAUACUUUGAGGGAAAUGGUUUCCAGUGGUUUUCCAGUCAAUUCCGCUACUGGCAAUUCGUUUAUUAUACACUACAGCAUUUUCGGUUCUUUGAUGGAGAUGGAAACUGCCUACGGUCGCCUUAAAAGGUCGAGGUUUCUAAUUGAGAAGGAAGGAAUCAUGGCAAUGGCAUUUGCUUAUCUAAGGAAAAGAAAAUUUUACAGGUUAGGUGAAUUCCUUAGGGAUGUUGGUCUUGGAAGGAGAAACGUGGGGAAUCUUCUAUGGAAUCUUCUUCUUCUGUCCUACGCUGCCAAUUUUAAAAUGAAGAGUUUGCAGCGAGAAUUUCUGAGAAUGGUUGAAGCUGGGUUUCAUCCGGAUCUGACCACUUUCAAUAUUAGAGCCUUAGCAUUUUCAAGAAUGGAUUUGUUAUGGGAUCUUCAUCUUAGCCUUGAACAUAUGGAACACGUGAAGAUUGAACCCGAUCUCGUGACCUACGGCUGCGUUGUUGAUGCAUAUGUAGAUAGAAGACUUGGAAGAAAUCUGGAUUUUGCCUUGAGCAAAAUGAAUCCUGACCAAACUCCAGUGUCAUUAACAGAAUCAUUCGUUUUCGAGGCAUUGGGAAAAGGAGAUUUCCACAUGAGCUCGGAGGCGUUUAUGCAAUUCCAGAGGCAGAAGAAAUGGACUUAUAGAGAGUUAAUAUCAUUGUAUCUGAAAAGGCAAUACAGGAGAGAUCAAGUCUUCUGGAAUUACUAAUCCGAAACCCAAUACUCGUCAUCAAAAGCCUUCACCCAAAAAUUACCAAACAAUUGUUAGAGUUAAACAAUUGUUAGAGUUUGGGGAAUGCAAAUGCUGUAUUGUUAUGGCUACGCUGACAUUUGAAAGUAGAUAAUUCUAUUUUUACCUGUGCUAUUCAUCCCUAA